Molecule: messenger RNA, 963 nt
Organism: Erinaceus europaeus (western European hedgehog)
Lineage: Eukaryota; Metazoa; Chordata; Mammalia; Eulipotyphla; Erinaceidae
Product: olfactory receptor 7A17-like
Exons: 1
Coding region: 1-963 (320 amino acids)
Biological process (GO): G protein-coupled receptor signaling pathway
Cellular component (GO): membrane
Molecular function (GO): G protein-coupled receptor activity; olfactory receptor activity
Source: RefSeq, a predicted model, not a curated record
AUGGGAUCAAAGAACCUUACGGAAAUUGUAGACUUUCUCCUGCUGGGCUUGUCAGAAGACCCCGAGCUGCAGCCCCUUCUUUUUGGGCUCUUCCUCUCCAUGUACCUGCUCACUGUGUGGGGGAACCUGCUUCUUAUUCUGGCUGUCGGCUCAGACUCCCACCUCCACACCCCCAUGUACUUCUUCCUCUCCAACCUGUCCUUGGUGGACAUUGUUUUCACCUCCACCACCAUCCCCAAGAUGCUUCACGGCAUCUGGACACAGAGCAAAGCCAUCACCUAUGCGGGCUGCAUCUCACAGGUGUACUUUUUUGUGCUCUUUGCAACUUUAGAUGACUGUCUCCUGACUGUGAUGGCCUAUGACCGCUAUGUGGCCAUCUGUCACCCCCUGCACUACACGGUCAUCAUGAAUUCCCAGCUCUGUGGGCUGCUGGUUCUGGCGUCCUGGAUCCUAAGUGGCCUUCAUUCCUUGUAUGAAAGUUUAAUGAUUCUGAGAUUGUCCUUUGAUGGAGUCUUGGAAAUCCCUCACUUUUUCUGUGAACUCAAACAGGUGGUUCAACUUGCCUCUUCUGACACUUCUCUCAAUGACUGGCUAAUGAUUUUGUCUGCUGUGUUGCUGAGUGGUGGCCCGCUGUCUGGGAUCCUCUACUCUUACUCUAAGAUUAUCUCUUCCAUAUUGAGAAUUUCCUCAGCUCAGGGGAAGUCCAAAGCCUUUUCCACCUGUGCCUCUCACCUCUCUGCUGUCUUCUUAUUUUAUUGUUCAGCUGUGGGAGUCUAUCUGAGCUCUGCUGGAACCCACAGCUCACACUCAAGUGCUCCAGUCUCAGUGCUGUACACCGUGGUCACCCCCAUGCUGAACCCCUUUAUCUACAGCCUCAGGAACAAAGACAUCAAGGGGGCGCUGAAAAAAGUUUUCAGAAGGAAAAAAUGGAAGAGCAUUUUUUUUCUAGAUAUGAAAUUCUGA